This is a messenger RNA of Rhodotorula toruloides NP11, 1248 nucleotides long. RefSeq lists its product as uncharacterized. Bases 1 to 1248 code for a protein of 415 amino acids. Lineage: Eukaryota; Fungi; Basidiomycota; Microbotryomycetes; Sporidiobolales; Sporidiobolaceae. The record is from RefSeq and is a predicted model, not a curated record. The transcript has 2 exons.
AUGAGCCAGACCUACAAGCUCAACGAGAAGCGCACGGUGGCGCACACGCUGACGGGCGGUCGCUAUCGACUCCAAGCUACGGCGUUCGCUGCGGCGGGCUUUCCCCUCGUCUUCACUUUGUCUUACGACGACGACGCCGAGCUUUACAAGCUCGACUGGAGGAGUGCGAGUGGACCGUUGCUAAUCUCGCGCUGUGUCAUCAAGGUGGAGUACGACGGGUACAAAGCAUUUGCGAAUACCCUUGAGGGGAUGUACCUGCCGGAAGCUCAGGUCGCCUCCAUCUUCGCACAAUCCCCACGAUCCUCGUAUAGUCAGGAGACCUAUACCUUCGACGUCGAGCUGCACUGCGCACCGGGCAGCUUGCAGCCGCGGGAGGAAGUGGAAGCCGCGAAACGCCAGCUCCAGCUGGCACGCACGACAUUCAUCGAGACUGAGCGCAAGACUUUUGCGAAGCAUGCGACUGAGUCGAUCACCGCUCAAGUACCUCAAGACGUCGCCCUCGUCUUUCCUUCGAGCCAGCGCGUCCUCUGGGCUACGGCAAAAGCCUUGACUCAGGCGUCGCCGUACCUCAAGGAGUUGCUCGAGUCGGACUUCAUCGAGGGCUCGGCGCAGACUUCUUUCGACGCGGCCUUCGAGACGGCCGGCCUCGUCGGGUCCGGGUUCGACGACUCCGACGACGAAAACGACACGCGCGACGUCGCUGCCGCGCCGGCGUCAAACCGCGAGCCGAAGGCGCCGUUCAAACUCGUCAGGAUCGCCCAGACGAGCUACACGACCUACGCCGCCGUCCUCGUUUGGAUUUCCUCGCACCACAUCGCCUUUGCCCCGCUUCGCUCGACGAGUCGCAGCGAGGAGUUGUCGAAGGACCUGGCGGUGCAAGCCUGCGCUGCCAGCCGCGACAGCAGCAUCGCCAAAGACGCCAACCUCCCAGCACCGGCUUCUCCCAAGUCAGUCUACCGCCUCGCCCACCUCCUCCGCCUCGACGCCCUCGCCGCCCUCGCACUCGAGAACCUCAAGUCCCAACUCACCCCUAAGAACGCCUCUUACGAGCUGUACUCGGACGUCGCGUGCUGCUACCCUGCCGUGCGGGACGUCGUCCUCGCGUAUGUCGUCGAGCACUGGAACGAGGUGGGCAAGUCGAAGGCGGCGAGCGAGAUGCAGGAUAAGGCGGAGCAGGGGGAGUUGCCGGUUGGAGCGGCGAAGACGGCGAUGAUGCUCGCGGCGAAGCUGGCGGAGAGGCAGAAGUAG